CGAUCGGUCCUUCUUAUAUCUUCUUCCCUUCCCCGACGACGGCGUCACCUCCCCUCGUCCUCACCCCUGCUUCCCCGUCCGCGUCUCAGCGCCUCGUUCGCCCAAUUCUCGUCCGGCGUUUCCAUCCCCCUCACCACCACCACCACCCCCCCCACCUCACAUACUCGCCUCGUGCGGGCCCUCGGUCGACCAUCCUUCGCCAUUCCCUCCGAAUUGUCCCUUCAAUCCAGCAUCCUUAGAAUCAUGGCGGUCCGCGCUCAAUUCGAGAACUCCAACGAAGUGGGUGUUUUCUCCCGUCUUACCAACUCGUACGCCAUUGUUGCCAUCGGAGCCUCCGAGAACUUCUACAGUGUAUUCGAGGCCGAACUGCAAGAUGUCAUCCCCAUCUGCCAUGCUACCAUCGCCGGAACUCGGAUCGUCGGCCGUCUAACAGUCGGCAACCGCAACGGCCUCUUGGUGCCCACCACCACCACAGACCAAGAACUGCAACAUCUGCGGAAUACAUUGCCAGAUUCGGUGAAGAUUCAACGGAUAGAAGAACGUCUCUCGGCGCUGGGAAAUGUCAUUUGCUGCAAUGACCAUGUGGCAUUGAUCCACCCGGAUCUGGAGCGAGAAACCGAAGAGAUCAUUGCGGACGUCCUCGGAGUCGAAGUAUUCCGCCAAACUGUCGCCGACAACGUCCUGACCGGCUCUUAUAUGGCCCUCUCCAACCAGGGUGGUAUCGUGCACCCCAAGACCUCGAUCCGUGAUCAGGACGAGCUUUCCUCGCUGCUGCAGGUGCCUUUGGUUGCCGGUAGUGUUAACCGCGGUAGCCCCGUCGUGGGUGCCGGUAUGGUUGUCAACGACUGGUUGGCCGUGACGGGUCUGGACACGACGGCCACCGAGCUGAGCGUGAUGGAGAGCGUGUUCCGGCUGGGCGAGAUGGGCCCUCGCGGUGUCGGCAUGGGCGGUGCCAACAAGGAGAGUAUCGUGGAGAGUUUCUACUAAACUCCCCGAUCAGAAGUUGGUGGAAUCAAUAUUUUCUGUGACGAUUUUUCUUACGCUCUGCCCCUCGGACCCCCUCUCUCUUUUUCUUUUUUUCUUUUUUUUUUUU
This is a messenger RNA of Aspergillus steynii IBT 23096, 1093 nucleotides long. RefSeq names its product translation initiation factor 6. Gene Ontology annotation, biological process: assembly of large subunit precursor of preribosome; ribosomal subunit export from nucleus; cytosolic ribosome assembly. Bases 244 to 987 code for a protein of 247 amino acids. The record is from RefSeq and is a predicted model, not a curated record. Gene Ontology annotation, molecular function: ribosomal large subunit binding. Lineage: Eukaryota; Fungi; Ascomycota; Eurotiomycetes; Eurotiales; Aspergillaceae. The transcript is spliced from 5 exons. Gene Ontology annotation, cellular component: preribosome, large subunit precursor; cytosol; nucleolus.